Messenger RNA from Lachancea sp. 'fantastica', 999 nucleotides. The record is from the annotation of a GenBank genome assembly. Lineage: Eukaryota; Fungi; Ascomycota; Saccharomycetes; Saccharomycetales; Saccharomycetaceae.
AUGGAAUCUAUGGAGCCUAAGCGUAGUAUCCUGCUACCGAGCAAAGCGGAUAAUGGUGGCGGUGGCGAGAACAUCCGGAUUCUGGAGAGCGAAGUACCAAGUAGGGGCGAGAGAGGACGUACACGGGAAAAGAGGGGCACAACAUCAAACGGGACGUCCCGAACAAGAUCUCGAACGGCCAGUAGGCUGCGCGGUGGGAUGCAGGAGUAUUUGAAAUGGACGGUUCUGAACCACGACCCGUCAGAAAGACUUUCUGUAGGCAGUGGAUAUGGCGGAACAAACUCCAGCGACGACGAGGAAGAUGUGAGCGAUGAGGAACAAGUGAGCGACGUGGAAAACGAGCUGGAUAUCGAUGCGGCUUUAGGCUAUGAUUUAGGUGCCCGAGUGCUCCCGAACUUCGUGUCAAGUUUGUGGGACGUUCUGCAGGCAGAAAAAGCGUGGAUUGCAAAGUAUCUUGCUGAAAUUGAAAGCAGCAGCGAACCGGUUCAAGUGGACGAUCUGGCAAGUGGCUUUGCCAGAGCCAUACAUGUGAUGCAUGGCUCCCAAGCCGACAAGAGCAAGGAUGAUGAGAAGGCAAAAUCGAAAAAGGGUUCGUCGUACGUGCUCUAUUUGGACCUCACCACAGAGUCGUUUUACGCCCUGCUUUACGUUUUCGGAGCCGUUUUGAGCUCAAACGACACACUGUACGUGCUACACAUUACGCCAAAGGUGCCCCACGAUAGAUUGCAAGCGAAUGUGUCCCGACUAAAGGCCCAAAUCGCGUAUGUACUGGACGCUUCAGCGGCGACGUUGGACUCCAUCACUGUCGUGGUCGUUUCCGUUUCACAUCCUUACCCAAAGCAUCUGUUGAACGAAACGGUCUUGGCUGUACAACCUAUGGCACUGUGCGUACCGCUUUCGCUGCUGUUGUCGUCGCUUCAGAAUUACGUUUGUCCCAUUCCAACAGUGGUGAUACGCAGAAAGCUAAAAAGGUCGAAAAAGAAGGGCCUCACUGAGUAG